CGGCGCGUCCCGGUCGACGCCGGGGGAGCGGCCGCCAUUGUCCGCGUAGGAGGUGAGUCUGUGCCCCCGGCGUUGAGGGUGCCCCUGCCACCGCCGCCGGCCGGGAAGGUCGGGAGAACUGGCAGGGAGAGGCGGUGCCUCGAGUCGCGGUGGGCGCUGCGCCAGGGCGAGUCCCUCGGCUCACCUCCGGGCCUCCCUGGACCAACUGGGCGGACCCGGCUGAGCCCUGCGCGUCGGGCCUUUGUCCCCCUGGCGGAACGUCGGAGCCGAGCAAAAGCCCGGCGCCCCUGGCGCAGUGAGCGGAGCUUCCGUUGUCCCGCAGGGACCAGGUGGGUAUUGAAGUUGCUUUCCGUAAUCACCCGCAUCCGUUCUUCCUGGGCAAGCUCCUGGUAUAUUAAUCCUGCAGGAUGGCAGCCAUCAACCCUUGGGCCUCCUGGGGUAUCCUUACGGACCACUCCUGGGGGAUAGCGGCUGUUGAUCCGUGGGCCUCCUGGGCUCUGUGUCCUCAGGACCCUGCCUGGCGCGUGGAGGAGACCCCUGAGGAGAGGAGGAGGGGCCCCGGGCUCCCAUCAGCUCAGGCGCGGGAACCAGUGACCUUCAAGGACGUGGCCGUGGACUUCACCCAGGAGGAGUGGGGGCAGCUGGACCCGGUUCAGAGGACCCUGUACCGUGACGUGAUGCUGGAGACCUAUGGGCACCUGCUCUCUGUGGGGCAUCAGAUGGCCAAGCCCGAGGUCAUCUCCCUCUUGGAGCAGGGAGAAGAGCCGUGGUCCACGGAGCAGCUGUAUCCUCCUCCAGGCACCUGUCCAGAAUGGAUGAGAAAUCUUGAAAGCAAAGCGUUGAUCCCAACACGAAGCAUUUUUGAGGAGGAACAGUCCCAUAGCAUGAAGUUGGAGCGAUACAUAUGGGAUGAUCCUUGGUUCUCCAGGUUAGAAGUUUUGGGAUGUAAAGACCAAUUAGAAGUGUGUCGCAUGAACCAGAGCACAGCUAUGAGGCAGAUGGUCUUCAUGCAAAAGCAAGUACUGUCUCAAAGAGGCUCUGAGUUCUGUGAACUUGGGACAGGAUGUAGCCAGAGCUUAAACAUUGUUCCGUCUCAGAAAGUCUCUCAGAUAGAACACUUUUAUAAGCCUGAUACAAAUGCUGAAAGUUGGAGAUGUAACUCAGCCAUAAUGUAUGCAGAUAAGCUUACCUGUGAACAUAGUGAGUAUGACAAAGCCUUCUACCAGUCUGUGCAACCUGUUCACCCUGCAAGAGGGCACACUGGAGAUAAUAUUUUCAAGUGCACUGAUGCUGUUACGUCUUUCAAUCAUAUACUGCAUUUUGGUGAUCACAUGGGAAUGCAUACAGGAGAGAAACUCUAUGAAUAUAAGGAAUGCCACCAAAUCUUUAACCAGAGCCCAUCAUUUAGUGAACAUCCCAGACUUCAUAUUGGAGGAAACCAGUAUGACUACAAGGAAUAUGAGAAUAUCUUUUAUUUCUCAUCCUUUAUGGAGCAUCAGAAAAUUGGUACUGUAGAGAAAGCAUAUAAAUACAAUGAAUGGGAGAAAGUCUUUGGGUACGACUCAUUCCUUACGCAACACACAAGCACUUACACUGCAGAGAAACCUUAUGAAUAUAAUGAAUGUGGGACGUCUUUCAUCUGGAGCUCUUACCUUAUCCAGCAUAAGAAAACUCAUACUGGAGAGAAACCCUAUGAAUGUGAUAAAUGUGGAAAAGUUUUUAGGAAUCGUUCAGCCCUUACUAAACAUGAACGGACUCACACUGGAAUAAAACCCUAUGAAUGUAAUAAAUGUGGGAAAGCCUUUAGCUGGAAUUCUCAUCUUAUUGUACACAAGAGAAUUCAUACGGGAGAGAAACCUUACGUAUGUAAUGAAUGUGGGAAGUCUUUCAACUGGAACUCCCAUCUUAUUGGACAUCAGAGAACUCAUACUGGAGAGAAACCUUUUGAAUGUACUGAAUGUGGGAAAUCUUUCAGCUGGAGCUCUCAUCUUAUUGCCCACAUGAGAAUGCAUACUGGAGAAAAGCCCUUUAAAUGUGAUGAAUGUGAAAAAGCUUUUAGGGAUUACUCAGCCCUUAGUAAACAUGAAAGAACUCACUCUGGAGCGAAACCGUAUAAAUGUACUGAAUGUGGAAAAUCCUUCAGCUGGAGCUCCCACCUUAUUGCCCAUCAGAGAACUCACACAGGAGAAAAGCCCUACAACUGCCAGGAAUGUGGUAAAGCAUUCAGAGAACGUUCAGCCCUCACUAAACAUGAAAUAAUUCAUUCUGGAAUUAAACCCUAUGAGUGUAAUAAAUGUGGAAAGUCCUGCAGCCAGAUGGCUCACCUUGUUAGACAUCAAAGGACUCAUACUGGAGAAAAGCCCUAUGAAUGCAAUAAAUGUGGAAAAUCCUUCAGCCAGAGCUGUCAUCUUGUUGCUCAUCGGAGAAUUCACACUGGUGAGAAACCCUACAAGUGUAACCAAUGCGAACGAUCCUUUAAUUGUAGUUCUCAUCUUAUUGCACACCGGAGAACUCAUACUGGAGAGAAACCAUAUAGAUGUAAUGAAUGUGGGAAAGCGUUUAAUGAGAGUUCUUCCCUUAUUGUGCACCUGAGAAACCAUACUGGAGAAAAACCCUACAAAUGUAAUCAUUGUGAGAAAGCUUUCUGUAAGAAUUCUUCUCUUAUUAUUCAUCAGAGAAUGCAUAGUGGAGAGAAACGCUUUAUAUGCAACGACUGCGGAAAAGCCUUUAGUGGCCACUCAGCGCUACUUCAGCACCGGAGAAGUCAUAGUGAAGAGAAACUCUGUGAAUUGAAUUGAUGAGAGAUUUUUUUCUUUUAUUGUACCUUUGAUAAACACAUGGGAAAAACCCUAUCAUAUAAUCAAGAGGGGAAAUUUUUAGUGAGAAUUCACUAAGACUUCUCCCUUUAUUAAUCAGUAGAAUUAUCUUCAUAGAAGAAACCUGUGAAUGAAAAGAAGAGGCAACGGCCUUCCACCGUUAAUGUAGCCCUUAUUUAAGAUCCAAUAACUACUGUGAAGAGGAUUCCAGACUCCCCUCAUGAUCCACCGGAAAUUCUCUUUGAGGACCAUGAACGUAGGGAAGGAGACGUCUUGUAGGAAGCGACCUCAGCUCUUUGUGGAUCAGAGUGCAUUGUUAAAAGCAAAACUUUAUCCUAGGAAAAGUGUUCCAACUAGAAAUACACUCUUUUGCAUCAAGCUGGAAUAUUGGAUGGACGUUUUACAAUAAUACUUUGUAUGUCAUUGUGAAAACACAUAUUUUGCUAUUAUAAGGGGAGGGUCUGGGUGCCCUUUAAGGAAUAGAAUACAGAAUACUAAACCUGAAUUUAAGAAAAAAAAAAUGGUAUUGAAUGCCGUAUUUACCGUUGAUCCAGAUUAACCUUACAAAAGAUUAGUAAGUGAGAAGACUAAUGAUGGAAAGGCCCUUGCCCGGAAGUGCUGAGACUGAUACCGUUGGACCAAAUGGUGAUAGUUAAGAAGCCAGUGUGUCAGUGUCCAUAGUUUACUCCUUACUGCAUUGUUGGAUGAUUAGUUUGUCUGUUUUAGGCAAUCACUAUAAUUAUGGAUACUGCAUAAAUAUACAUAACAUGAAGGCAUAAAAAGGACACAAAAUUGUAUAUACCUAGCUACAGUAACAUCUAAAAAGUGUAUGUGAAUAAGCACUGGAAAGACCCGUGGAUAAAUUAACCCAGUUAAUUUAAGUUUUUUUUUUUUUUUAAGUUUUACAAACACAUAUGGCACUUACCAUGUGCUGGAGUUUGUUUUAAAUGCUUUUCAAAUAUUAACUUGUUCAGUCCCCUCAAAUCUAUGAGAUAGGUACUGUUAUUAUCCCAGUUUUACAAAUUGAGAAACCGAGGCAGAGGUAAUGAGAAAUCUCCCUAAGUAUACACAGCUAGUUAGGAGUAGAGAGAUUGUUUGCUUCCAGAGUUCAUGUUUUUAACCACUGUGUUACGCUGCCUCUGCAGUGAUUUUUUUCCUUCAUUUUUAAAAAAUUUGUUCAGUGUUUUUAUAGUAGAUAUUUGGUAAUAAAAGUCAGAUUCAUAAACAAU
Phacochoerus africanus (Common warthog) is the source of this 4045-nucleotide messenger RNA. RefSeq names its product zinc finger protein 606 (gene ZNF606). The transcript is spliced from 7 exons. Gene Ontology annotation, biological process: regulation of transcription by RNA polymerase II. Lineage: Eukaryota; Metazoa; Chordata; Mammalia; Artiodactyla; Suidae. The record is from RefSeq and is a predicted model, not a curated record. Gene Ontology annotation, molecular function: RNA polymerase II cis-regulatory region sequence-specific DNA binding; DNA-binding transcription factor activity, RNA polymerase II-specific. The coding region runs from base 408 to 2798 and encodes 796 amino acids.